AACACCCCUCUCUCUCUCUCUCUCUACACACACACACGGAGAAGGACAGAGGAAGACUCAAAAAACCCACGGACCCUUUGAACCUUUUGUCAACAACCCCUUUUGGAUUUCCAAUCCGAACCUCCAAAAUCUUCCCAAAUUUUGAAACUUUAUUAACAAGCGACCCCAAAUCUUUAAUUUUCUCAAAGAACACCAGAAAUCCACGAAAGGGUUGUCGGAUUACAGAGAAAAGUAUCAGUUGUUGGGGUUGUUGUUGGGAAAUGAGGGAUGUUUUCGUGGCUGGCAAGGAUAGCGUGUACGUGUUGGAGGCCAUUGAGGAGAUAUGCCCGUAUGAACAAGGAUGAUGUCGAGGACUCGUCGUUGGAGGACCCUUUGCUGUGGUGCAGAAGCCUCGACAGGCACAGCUAUGGAGAAUUCUCCUUCGCUGUCGUGCAGGCCAAUGAAGUUAUUGAGGAUCACAGCCAAGUGGAGACCGGCCGUGACGCCACCUUCGUCGGUGUUUAUGACGGACAUGGUGGACCUGAUGCUUCUCGCUUCAUUAAUGACCAUCUCUUUCUUCAUCUCAUGAGACAUGCUCGAGAAAAGGGAACCAUAUCUGAAGAUACCCUUAGAAGUGCCUUUUCUUCAACUGAGGAUGGGUUCCUUACUCUUGUGCGUAGGACAUGUGGAAUAAAGCCAUUAAUGGCAGCAAUUGGGUCUUGUUGUCUGGUUGGAGUUAUCUGGAGGGGGACAUUGUAUGUUGCUAAUCUAGGAGACUCCCGAGCAGUCAUUGGUUCUGUAGGUAGAUCGAAUAAGAUAGGUGCCGAACAGCUAAAUAGGGAGCACAAUGCAAGUAUGGAGGAGGUUAGACAAGAACUCAGGUCUUUGCAUCCAAAUGAUUCACAUAUUGUAGUUAUGAAGCAGGGAGUUUGGCGUAUCAAAGGCAUCAUACAGGUAUCCAGAUCUAUCGGUGAUGCAUACUUAAAGAGGCCAGAAUUUUCUCUUGAUCCCACGUUUCCAAGGUUCCACCUUCCUGAACCUCUUGGCCGGCCUGUGCUAACAGCAGAACCAUCUGUAUGUGCUAGAGUUCUACAGCCCAAUGAUAAAUUUGUAAUAUUCGCAUCCGAUGGGCUAUGGGAGCACAUGACAAAUCAGGAAGCUGUGGAGAUUGUACACAAUAAUCCUCGAGCAGGAAUUGCGAAAAGACUUCUUAAAACAGCUCUGAGUGAGGCAGCUAGAAAAAGGGAGAUGAGACACGAUGACCUUAAGAAGGUUGAAAAGGGAGUUAGGCGGUUCUUUCACGAUGACAUUACGAUUGUUGUCAUUUUUAUAGAUCACGAUUUACUGGGGAAGAACCAACCCGCGCCUGAGCUGUCAGUAAGAGGGUUCAUUGACACUGUUGGACCGUCAAGGUUUAACAUGUUCAAGGAUUGACAUAAAUUUGAAGUUGGUAUAACAUCCAGUAACUUGAUUGGCUGAGCCUGGUCUUAAGCAACCGGUUUCAGUAAGUUUUAUUCUCCUUAAACAAUUUUCUAACAUUGGGUUGUUUUCUUCUAGUGUUUUUCUUUGCUCCCUUUGACUUUUCUUAUAUAAACUCAUUUCUUUCCGUAAAACUAUGCACCCUAGGCAAAGGUUAUGGGUAAAGCUUCAGAUUUUUUUCAGGGUUCAUAAGUUGGAGUCUGUAUACACCCAAAAGCUGUGCAAUGUAUUUCGUUUUAAUAAAUCCGUUCUUGUUACGCCUUAUAAGUUACUGUUAGUGUUUUGAGACUGUGGAGCUAGUGAAGUGACUUGAAACCUUAUUGGUCCUCAAGUUGCUGGAAAACCAGUGGUGUAAUUCCGAAAUGCAGAAUUCUUAUGCUAUCUUCUUUUACAAUGCAAAGCCAUUAUUUUGAAAUAUUUUCAA
Molecule: messenger RNA, 1882 nt
Organism: Malus domestica (apple)
Lineage: Eukaryota; Viridiplantae; Streptophyta; Magnoliopsida; Rosales; Rosaceae
Product: probable protein phosphatase 2C 68
Biological process (GO): peptidyl-threonine dephosphorylation
Molecular function (GO): cation binding; protein serine/threonine phosphatase activity
Source: RefSeq, a predicted model, not a curated record